Molecule: messenger RNA, 324 nt
Organism: Staurois parvus
Lineage: Eukaryota; Metazoa; Chordata; Amphibia; Anura; Ranidae
Source: the annotation of a GenBank genome assembly
CCCCGACCUCUCCAUCACGACCAACAACGCCACCAUCAGCCCCCCCCCACAAGCCAGAGUACUGGGUGUCAUCCUAGACUCCAAUCUGUCCUUCCAGCCCCAUGUCCAAUCACUAUCCCCCCUCCAGUCUAUCCUGAAUACUGCGGCCAGACUCAUCCACCUUACCAACCGCUCCGUAUCUGCCAAUCCCUCCACUGGCUCCGAUUAGUGUCCUCCACCCCUCUCUGCCAAUCCCUCCACUGGCUUCCACUCAGUGUCCUCCAUCCCUAUUUGCCAAUCCCUCCACUGGCCUCCAUUCAGUGUCCUCCACCCCUCUCUGCCAAU